Blastomyces dermatitidis ER-3 is the source of this 1813-nucleotide messenger RNA. RefSeq names its product endo-1,3(4)-beta-glucanase. NCBI's taxonomy places the organism in Eukaryota, Fungi, Ascomycota, Eurotiomycetes, Onygenales, Ajellomycetaceae. Gene Ontology annotation, biological process: glucan catabolic process. The record is from RefSeq and is a predicted model, not a curated record. Bases 548 to 1510 code for a protein of 320 amino acids. The transcript has 4 exons. Gene Ontology annotation, molecular function: hydrolase activity, hydrolyzing O-glycosyl compounds.
GUAAUGGGCCUACUAAAUAUUUUGGUCCUAGUCCCAUGGUAUUCGACCAUGCUACUAAGGUAGUAGAUAGGUUGGAGGAACUUCAGAGGGGUUGGCCCUAGGACUCCGGAGAGAUGUCAGAGAUGAUGCUUUAGAUAUGGUUGAUCGAAUGGAAUUCAGCUAUUUGUCUUUUAGCUAUAAGUAUAUAUAUCGCUGUUGGCUAAAUCUGUUGGGUUUCAAUCCUCCUCCACUGUUGCGUUCAUUCCCGGCCCACCCCGGACGAAGAGUAGGCAUGCUGAAAUGACUUCUCCAUGUGCUGCGGAUGCAAAUGAAUUUUGCAAGGGAAGACGAUUUGGUUUGUCCGUUCCCUCACGCCUUCUCCUCCUCAUGGAAUUAUCUCUCCGCCCCGGGAAGACCGUUCUUGUGAGCGAUAAAGAACGGCGUGCCCGGUGAGGAUAUUUAAUCUCCCAAAUUUGCCGGCACUCUCCUUAUAUCUUAUUCCCAGGCUUUUAUUCUUUUUUUGCUUCCUUUGGAUUUUGAUAGACUUCAUUGAUACCGUAUUGGCACGAUGCAUUUAUCCGUAUCUAUCCGUAUUUGUGUGAAUAGUUUUGUCGUCUUUUCCCAAGCGGCAUAUACUCUGAUAGACGACUAUACAGCGAGGACCUUUUUCCAGGCAUUUGAUUUCUUCUCGGGUGACGAUCCUACUCAUGGAUAUGUCAAUUAUCUCGAUCGAACCACCGCGAGAUAUCAGGGGCUAGUCUCUUCUACAGACGACGUUAUAUAUAUGGGAGUCGAUAGCACAAACGUCGCCUCCGGAAGAGGGCGAUCCAGUGUUCGAGUUAGCAGCAAGAAGGAAUAUGAUAAAGGCCUGAUAAUCACGGACAUUGAGCACAUGCCCGGUGGGAUUUGCGGGACCUGGCCUGCAUUCUGGACCGUUGGGCCAAACUGGCCUAAUAAUGGCGAAAUUGAUAUUGUGGAAGGAGUCAACACGCAAGCUACUAACUUAAUGUCCAUGCACACCAACUACGGUUGCAGUAUUACUAACUCGGGAAGUUUCACGGGCACCAUCCUGACAUCGAACUGCGAUGUCAAUGCUGCGGGACAACCCCCCAACGCCGGUUGUGGCAUCAGCUCCUCGGACACGGCAUCGUACGGUGCUGGAUUCAACGCAAAUGGAGGCGGAGUGUACGCCACAGAAAUAACAGCAUCUGCAGUCACCGUGUGGUUCUUCCCACGUGAUGAUAUCCCUAAGGAUAUCACUGCUAGAACCCCAGAUCCAGCGUCGUGGCCUAGGCCGAUGGCCCAGUUCCAGGGUCAAUGUGACAUUGCCGCUCACAUUAAGCUGCAGAGGAUCGUUUUCGACAUCACGUUCUGUGGCGAUUGGGCUGGUAAUGUCUGGUCUAGCAGCAGCUGUGCAGCGAGAGCUCCGACAUGCCGGGAAUUUGUGCAGAAUAAUCCGACCGAGUUCAAGGGCGCGUACUGGCUUGUUAAAUAUGUCCGUGUCUUCGCCAAGAAUGAUGCCGCAUAUUAACACGAGGAGCUUGACCCAGUUUCAUGUCAUUUUCUGAUGCUUUUCUUGGCUUAUUUCAAAUUUCGUUGGACCAUCGCAUGUUGCGUGUGUACAUGUACAUGUACAUACCCCAUUCGUUAUCAUGUACAUAGAUAUAGCCAUUGUUAGGAGUAUUCCUUGACAGAUCUCACAACAUUUUCAUGAUCCCAGUUAUAGAACGCUCUCAGGUGUAUAGAGCCCCCAAGGUGUGAUAGAGCCCCCCAGGUAUAGAGAUCCCCAGAUAGAGAUCCCCCAGAUAUAGAGACCUCCAGGUAAGAAAUCACC